AUGCCUGCUUGCAUGCAGGAAAGCGUCAGCCCCUUGGGGACGGCAUUGGGGGGCCUGCUAAAGGGGUCAGCAGCACUACAGAUUGUUACUGAGCUGGUGAUGUGGCUGAGUCCUUAUGUGCCAUGUUUAACACCUGGCUCCUACUCACGUGGGUGGGCCAUGUUCCAAGCCUGCUCGUGAACAGGGCGGCAGGCGAUGGUCAGGCUGAAGCAGGUUCUAAGAUGGCUCUUCUCCCAGCCGGGCCACUCCUCCCUCCUAUCCCUCCGGGUGGGAGAACAUCCCACACCCCCCGUGCCAUGUGAUGAACGUCCCCAGUCCUCUGCCACUCGCUCCGGCAGCUUGGGCAGGAGGGGACAGCAGCCGAGACUUGUCCUCAGUGCACUGCCCGAAGCCUGGCUGGCCAGCGUGGCUGCGUGGAAGCACUCAGCCCCUCUGAAGGGGGCAGUUGGGAGCAGGGUACUGCUCAGUGUGGGUCUGUCUGUGGACUGUGGGUGGAGCGAGACACAGCCACUGGUUUGCAGGCCCCAGGAGCUCCUGUGAGACAUCUGGCUGCGCCCCAGCCCCGUAAGUCAGCACCGCCCCAGUCGUGUGACUUUUGCUACAAGCCAGACUGGUGAAUGGCUGGUGCCUUGCGCUGCCAGCGAGGACGUCCAGGGGCUGAAGCCCCAGUCUGGUCUCACGCCUCAUGCCAGCAGGGGCUGGGCAAGCUGCCACAGCCAGGGGAAAUUAGCAAAGGCCGGGCCAGGAAAGGAAUUUGUUUCCAGUACCAGAUAUGAUGUGUGCAGGAGCGGAGAAUCCAGCCAGCAGAGGCUGCGUCUUGUCUCUGCCUUUUCCAGGCAGAGGAAUGGCUGGCCAGUCCUCUCCAAAAAACCCAUCCUGGUUAUUGGGCCCCCCAGUCACAGACAGCAUCUGAACCAGUCAUUGGGGCCAUACCUUGAGCCCAGGAUGUGGCUGGGCUCACACAGUGGUGACUUAAUGUGCAUGGGAAAUGGAAAAAGGCCAUAGCAGGUUUGCAGAAGGCCAGCACUGGAUUCUGAAAUAGCACCGGGGCGGGCUGAGAUUCAAAACCUGCUGCAUAUCUAGGGCAAAGGGCGGUGAGCCUGCAGCCCUGCUCUUCUGUCCCACAUGCAUUUGUUUUCCCUUCCCCAUUAAGCCCCCUUCUGACCUUGGCAGAGAUCAGCUCUCACAGUACGUAUCAGAGACCAGAGAGGGGCUGCUUUCCCCCGCUGGUGUGACCUGGACUCCAAGGCCUGGGGCCACACUCAGAGCUGAUGUCAGUGACGCUGCUCCACCGGCUGCGUUAAACCAGCUCUAACUCCACGAAGCCAGCGGCAUGGCAUCUGCUUGCACCAGCUCGGAGGAUGGCUCUCGCGGGGGUUCGUUUGCCUACAGGACUCGUGUCACUGGCAAGCUGCGGCUCUACAGAGCUGAACUUCUUGAGGGCCUAAGCCUGGGAGCGGGGAGUGCCUGCUGAGGCCCCAGGAUCAGGGCCCAAGGAGAAUACCAGAACCACUCCCACUGUACACAGCUGCUAAAGCAGGUCUGGUGGCUGGCUGGGCUGUGGGAAGCGGGCGGUGCGAUUAACUGUGAAGCCCUCAUGGUUUCCUGUGUGCUGACACAGAGCCUGUUUGCCUUCCCAUUGUUACUCACCCCACAACUCAAGCCUGCUUCUGCAAGAGGCCGUGAAGAUGUGCGGCCGCUGAGCUCUCUGACGGUGGGCACAGCAUUUCCACUCGCCACCCCGUCCCCGGAGCCACGAGACCAGGGUCUCGAUGUGCCGGCCAGAGUGAGCUCUGCGUGAAGUGGAUUUCUGAAGUGGCUCCAGAUCGUGGUGAAAGGAUGGCUGGGCCCCAUCCGCCCUCCUUCACUGCCGCCCUGGGACUGGCAUUGCUCGGUGUCCUGGUCUUCCUCUCAGCCCUGUGUGCUGCCUGCAGAAGGAAAGCUAGGAAGAAGGUGGUCCCACCGGACGGGGUGAAGCUGGUAGAUGUGUCGUUGCUGAGGCAGAUGCAGCUCCGAUCACUCAGUAAAUCGGACACCAAACUGCAUGAGCUCAACAGGGUGAAGCACGUGGAUGAGCACCAAAGACCAGCCAGCGUGGAUUUCCUUUACCCAUCAGGGUCUUUGGGGGAUGGAGAAGGAGCUGCGUAUAGCUCGAGCUUCAGCAUCCUGCUGCACCGAGAACUGCCCCAGAUCCCCCAUUCCAACCCGUCGGCUGAUGCCCUGAGUCCUGACCAGACUUACUCAAACCUGUUCUUCUCAGCCCCGCUGAAACCAGCCCCGGAGGUGCUGUACGAGUGUGCGGCCGUGACUCAGGAAGGUCCUCAACCAAUGCCCGUCUUGGGAAGCCCAGUGGAGGCGUCCCCUCUCAGUGAGGCGGACAAGGCAGUGACGGCUGAGUACGCCUGCAUCCGCAAGGCGAAGAAGAAUUUCCAGCCAGAGCUCCAGGACGAGACACAGAGUGAAUCCUCCGUGGGGCCUGCAGACACAGAAGGCUGGGAAGGAGCUGCCUGUAACCCCCCAGCGGUGAAGGUAGAAGAAAUGUACUCGACGGUGUGCAAAGCUGGCAAGAAGAAGAAACACCAAGGCUCUGCUCCGUCCCUCUCUGAAGGAAUGGACCCUGGGGAGACGGGCCAAGGAGAACAGGGGUGGCCAGCUGCCCAUCUUGGAGAUGUCAGGGCGGGGUAUCAGUCCACACCAGGCCGAGUCUCACGCACUGAGCCCUGCUAUGAGUCUAUCAGUGUUGGAUCCUGGACUGAGCACAGCAGGAACCCAUCCCCAGAACCAGCCUACGAGGCAGUAGAUGUCAACUGGAAAAAGCCCAAGAAAAGGGACAAGUCUACCAAGAACUGCCCUGCUGAGAACUUGUAUGAAAGCAUCAGCGAAAUGUGGGAAGGGGACGCUAGGACCACAACUGCCCUGAUGGCUCCCAAUGGUUUGGAGAUAUACAUGACAGACUUAUAACCCCUUAUGCAUAGCUGGCCCCUUCCAGGGACGAUCUGUGCUCCUCCACCGAGACCUCCAGCUGUCUCAGAUCUCAGCCACGUGGCGAGGCACAGCAAGAACAUCCAACACCACAACGGUAAAUACUAAAAACAUCAACCCGCUCUAAAUCCUCCUGCCUCAGGUCUCAGGCCAACCUGUCACUCAUGGGAGUUUCCCUGUGGGCCAGGUAUCCCAUUGCUCCUUCUGCAGAAAUCCUUGCACCUUCCUCUGAAGCAGCUGGCGCUGGGCACUGUCUGAGGCAGUUCGCUGGGCUACAUGGACCUAUGGUGACCUGAAAACUACAGGCAAAAGAACUGAGUAAUUCUAAUAGGUGCCCACUGGGGUUUGGCAUUGCUUGGGGGCUGUGCCCAUUCUAGGAGCACAGACACCCAGGUCAGGUACCUCUCUUGCCUGAGUCUUUCUGCAGGGUCCAGUGAAGCUGGGCACAGAAACCUAGUUAAGGAAAGGGGCAGCUGAGUUAAUAAAGAGAACUCUCCCAUAUGUAUUUUAAUCCUGUUGUUCUGAAUUUCUGCAUCUGUCCCAGCCAGCAGGCUAACAAUGCAGCAACUGAGAUACCCAGAAACAGGAUGGUUUUUAUUGCCUGAGAAUGCACAUUUAAUGGGAUAACAUUGCCAGUUUGUUCCAGUUGAGACGGUGAGGGUUUCCUGUCCAGGUCCUUGGAGCUCUCAUUAUCAGCCUGAGCUGCCCAGGGCUAUAACAGUUCGGGGGUAGCUAAACGAGGCAAACGUUGGCCAGACUUCUGAGUCAGGCUGGAGGGUGCAGGCCACAGGCUCUGGAGGGGCAAAAGGAGAGGACAGGAAAUUGAGGCAGUGCAGUGAAUGGGUGGAGCUCGACAUUUGGGGCUGAAUGCAUAGCAGGUAGAGCAGAUUUGGAGCCAGAGAGCUUUGUGUACGUGCAUGGCCUGGGGGCAGGGGGAAAAGGGUGGCUCUAAGCCACCUGUACACCUCCUCCAUCCUUGGGCUGAGCAGGGCCCUUUCGGCCCCUAGCCAAAACAGUACCAGCAGGAACGGUCCUCCAGGUCCUGUUACGCUGCCCAGGGACUGCCACUUUGGCCACAGCCCUUCCUGCUGCCAGCCUUCCCUGGUGGUGGCUGAGAACGGGCUAUGCCCUUCUUACGCCACCCUGGGAUUCUCCAGCGUCAGGGGAGUCCCCAGGUGCACUGCUUGUUCUGCGAGAGCCAUGCAUGCCAGACAGACAGAGGGCUGCACAUCUGGCCCAGAACGCCCAUGUGCUAAGCUUGGGAGUUAUCGUUGGGGCCCCGCUAACUGGUUACGCGGAGUAACUGGCUCCUCUAGUGCUUGGAAUAUUGAAGAGUCCAGAGACAAAUUAGCAAAAUAAGGACUGUUUAUUAAGAGAGAGAAUUUCUGCAGAACUGCACGGCUGAGCUGGAGUGAGGGCUAACGCCUGCCCUAUGUGGAUCUAGGAAUCUCCUCUCCUCACUAACCAACGUAUUAACACAAGGAACCCACGCUGGCUGACAAUACCCUGAGAACCCCAGACACUGGUGCUUGCUGCUUGGGGAAACUAGGGCUGUGUACAAAUUAACCCUUUCGUGGUGGGGACGGACGGACACACACACACACACACACACUACAGCUGCCUUGCCUUAGGCUGGGUCUACACUCAAAAGUUAAAUCGACCCAGCUGUGUCGCUCAGGGCGUGAAAGAUCCCACAUCCCCUCGCAACGGAGUAAAACUGUCCUAGCCCCUGGCGUAGACAGCGCUCGAUCAAUGGGAGGGUUCUUCCGUCAGCUCGCUACCGCCGCUUGGGGGAACUUCGCUGAUGGGAGGACCCCUCCCCCCGCUGUCAUGAGCGUCUACACAGAAGCAUUUCCAGUGUAAGGAAACCCGCAGUCCAGCAAAGGAGGAGAGAAUUGAGGACUCUGCCCCAGGGCGCCUCAGAAAUGGUGCUUCUGCACAGAAAGCAAGUCAGGCCUCGUCUCCGCUGGGAUUCCAGCCACUGGUGCUGCCGCACUAAUGCGGCUCUGAUUUGCCCGCUGGCACGGCUUACCUACAAGGAAACUGUUCAAAUCAUGCAGCGCCGGGGACAAGCGUGCUUGGGGGCUUCCACCACUGACUGAAAUCCCAGCGGAGACGAGGACUGCGUUCCAGAGAGCUUGACGAGCUCUGCUGUUCAAAAUGCGUGCUGUGUAUGUAGCGUUUCUGUGUAACGUAGCACCCUUGUAAAGCCCUUACCCUGUAACAGAAAUCACAAACCUCCAUGCACUGCUUUGAUAGUUUGGAAGGUAACUUUGGGAGGCAGUGUUGCCUAGUGAGGAGAGCACUGAAGUGGGACUCAGAAGAGAUGUGGGUUCUGUUCCUGGCUCUUCCACUGACCUGCUGGGUGACUAUGGGCAAGUCCCGUCGCUGAUCUGUGCCUCAGUUUCCCCAUCUGUAAAAUGGGGAUAAUGAUAUUGAUUUCCUUUGUAAAGUGCUUUGAGAUCUACUGAUGAUCAGAUUCAGGGAUUACUGUUUUUCUUCUAGAUGUCUCCUGCUGGCUGUUGAAGGUCUGGAAGCCUGCAGCCCCCUGCAGUUUCCUAUCACUAUAAUAACACAAUAAUAUCAUUAAAGGGCUGAGAGUGUUUUUAUA
Molecule: messenger RNA, 5593 nt
Organism: Chelonia mydas (Green sea turtle)
Lineage: Eukaryota; Metazoa; Chordata; Testudines; Cheloniidae
Gene: LIME1
Product: Lck interacting transmembrane adaptor 1
Exons: 6
Coding region: 1840-2961 (373 amino acids)
Biological process (GO): T cell receptor signaling pathway; B cell receptor signaling pathway
Source: RefSeq, a predicted model, not a curated record